Molecule: messenger RNA, 1191 nt
Organism: Strongyloides ratti
Lineage: Eukaryota; Metazoa; Nematoda; Chromadorea; Rhabditida; Strongyloididae
Product: Two pore domain potassium channel family and Two pore domain potassium channel domain-containing protein
Exons: 3
Coding region: 1-1191 (396 amino acids)
Biological process (GO): potassium ion transmembrane transport; stabilization of membrane potential
Cellular component (GO): membrane
Molecular function (GO): potassium ion leak channel activity
Source: RefSeq, a predicted model, not a curated record
AUGAUUGGUCUUUUACCUAGAAAACGUAAAGGAAUCUGUGAUAAAAGAAAAUUACAAAAUAUUGCUUUUCAUUUAUCAUUAAUAAUUAUUUGCUUUAUAUAUAUAAUUCUUGGUGCAGGAUUAUUUUAUUAUUAUGAAAGUGCAAAUGAAAUUGAGACAAGUAAAAAUAUGAUAAAAGAAUUGAAAACAAGAAAAAAAGACUUUAUAAAUAAAGGUAUGAAUUUAGUUAUGAAAAAUAAAAAAAAAAUCGACUAUGAUAAAUUUGUUUAUAAUAUGACAAUCAUUAUUGAUGAUUAUUUAAAAGAAUUAUUUUUAUCAUUUGAUAAUUAUAUUAAAGCAAAUGUUGUUGAACAAGGAAUAGAAAAAUCUGAAAAAAAUUAUAGUAUGUUAUGGAAUAGACGAAGUUCAGUAUUAUUUUCAGCAACAACAAUGGUACCAGUUGGUUUUGGAUUAAUAACACCAUUAACAAUUCAUGGUAAAAUUAUUGUAAUUUUUUAUGGUAUAAUAGGUGUACCAUUAGCAUUAGUUACCUUAUCAGAUGUAGCAAAAUUUUUUACAUUAACAUUAUCAAAAUUUACUAAACAAAAUAUGUUUUUAUUUGUUUGUAUAGUAAUUUUUGUAUUAAGUAUUUAUCCACUUACUGGAGCUUAUUUAAUUUAUAAAAAUACAUCAUUACCUUUUAUUGAAUCAAUUUUUUAUUGUGUUACAACAAUUUUUACAAUUGGUUAUGGUGACUUUGAACCACAAAUAAAUUUAGUAUGGCUAUUAUUAUUUGUAUAUACUGGGGUAAUGUUAGUAACAAUAUGUGUUGAAUUGAUAGGUCUAUCAGCAAUUCAUAAUAUUCAUUACAUGGGAAGACAAGUCAAUAAAUUUAAAGAUAUUGCUGGAAAAAUGGUUCUUUUAGCGCAAAAAAUUAAUAUUAAUCGUGGAUUAGGUUUAGGAUUAAGUCAACUGAAUAACUUUGCAAAAUUUGGUAUUAUGAUGAAAAUUGACGAAAAUGGAAAUACUUACAUAGAAGAUAAUGAAAAUUUAAAAAAAAUAGAAACAUCUGUAGUAUUAGUUGAUAAAUUUAAAGAUGAAGUAGUAGGAUCAAAUUUUGAUGAUAUUCCAUUAAUAGAUGAUAUGAAUUUUGAUGCUACUUUAUAUAAUACAAUAAGUCAAAAUUCUGACAAUAAUCAUGUCAAUGUAUAA